Molecule: messenger RNA, 2142 nt
Organism: Paraglomus brasilianum
Lineage: Eukaryota; Fungi; Glomeromycota; Glomeromycetes; Paraglomerales; Paraglomeraceae
Source: the annotation of a GenBank genome assembly
AUGAGCAAGGAAAAAGAAAGAGAAAUUAUUGAACGAUUUACUGAAAAUCUCAAUAAAAAGGCUAAAGUCAACGAGUUAGCGGUAAUUGGACGAGAGGGGGAAAUUAAACAACUAAUUUAUAUUUUGUCGCGAAUGAUGAAAAAUAACCCCUUGUUGAUUGGUCAUCCAGGGGUCGGAAAAACCGCCUUAGUAGAAGGAUUAGUCCAGAGAAUCAAACAGGAACGGGUGCCAGAUUAUUUGAAGGGAAAGAUUGUUUACCAACUUGACAUGAUGUCCUUAAUGGCUGGAACCAAGUUUCAAGGCGAAUUAGAGGAGAGGUUGAAAGUCAUUCUUAACUUCAUGGCUCAGCCAGAAAAUAACGCUAUUCUCUUUAUUGAUGAAAUCCAUUUAAUUGUGGGGGCUGGUCGUAGCCAAGGAGCCUUAGACGUCUCUAACCUCUUAAAACCAAUGCUUUCGCGAGGAGAAAUUCAAUGUAUUGGCGCAACCACUCGGGAAGAAUAUCGUCAAUACAUUGAAAAAGACGGAGCAUUGGUGCGUCGCUUUAGCAAUAUCCUAGUCCCAGAGCCCAGCCGAGAGGACACUUUAAGAAUUCUGCAUGGUAUUCGCAAUUAUUUCGAGAUUUAUUAUGAAUUGAAAAUUUAUGAUGAAGCCUUGCUAGCGGCCGUUAAUUUUUCGCAACGCUAUCUCACCGCUACCUACUUGCCAGAUAAGGCAAUUGAUUUGUUAGACGAGACCUGUGGCCGAGAAAAAAUUGAAAAAUUAGAAGAAGAGGCCAGUCAUAAUGUAUUGAGAAAAUAUUUUAUAAACCGAGAAGAUGUUGCUUUGACUAUUACUCAGAAGUAUGAUUUACCCGUGGGAAAAGUUUUGGCCGAUGAGCAGCAAAAACUUCUUUUUCUUCCGGCUAUUCUUCAACAGAGAGUAAAAGGUCAGGGUGCAGCUCUACGAGCAGUUAGUGAUGCUAUUUUUCGGGCUCGGGCGGGAAUUCAGGACCCACAUCGCCCUUUGGCGUCAUUUUUGUUUGUCGGGCCAACUGGAGUAGGUAAAACUGAAGUGGCUUUAACCAUUGCCGAGCAACUUUUUGACCAAAAAAAAAAUCUUAUUCGUCUCGAUAUGACAGAGUUUUCUGAACCGCACUCAAUUAGUAAGUUAAUUGGCUCUCCGCCUGGUUAUAUCGGAUUUGAAGAACGACCACGGCUAGAAAUUAUUCGAGAGAAAAUGAAUAGCGUAGUGCUUUUUGACGAAAUUGAAAAAUCCCAUCCCGAAGUUAUUAAUAUCCUUCUCCAGAUACUCGAUAACGGUUUCCUCACCCUGGCCAAUGGUCGAGAAGUAAAUUUUCGCAAUACCAUUAUCGUUUUGACUACUAAUCUAGGUUCAGAGUUGUAUUUUGAGAAAAGGAAAAUGGAAGAAAUAAAGAAAGAUUUGGAAUUCGAGUUAAAAAGUCAUUUUCGUCCUGAAUUUCUCAACCGUCUUGAUGAAAUAGUUUUCUUUAAUUCUUUAAGCAAAGAAGUUAUUAGAGAAAUUAUUAUUAAAGAAUUAGAAUUAUUUAUUCAGCGUACCUUUCAGGAGAAAAACAUUAAAUUGAGAUACAAUGAGGAAGUGGUGGAAAAAAUUUUGAACGAGGCUUAUUCGAUUGAAUACGGUGCUCGUCCAAUUAAGCAUUAUAUCGAAAAAAAAAUUGGCACCUUGGUGGCCCGACAGGUAGUUUCGCAGUUGUUGGUAAGUGGUGGAAAUUAUCUUCUUAAUUUAGAGCAGGGUACUCAGGAAAUUAAGAUAACUCCUCUUCGUUCCUUGGAAACAGGAAAAAAUUUAUUAAAUAAUUUUAAAGAACGUCCUGUUCAAGAGACCUCUGAGAAAAAGAGUUCAGAAAAUGAAAUUCCAGAAAAAGUAAGCAAACUUGAAGAAGAAAUUAAGAGUUUAAAAGAUGAUAAAUUGCGGCUGGCAGCCGAAAUAGAAAAUGAAAGAAAAAGUUUUCGGCGACAAAUGGAACAAAUGUAUAAAUAUGGUAAUAAAAAACUAGUUAGUUGUGUUCUUGAUUUUUUUGUUGAUCUAGAAGAAAAAGCCUUAAAAGCCAUGCGGGCUGACCCCGAAGGCAAAAUUAAAAACCACUUGUUGGGAAUUGAAAUGAUGCGGAACAUCUUGUGA